AUGCGGUGCUCGACGUGUCGAUUGUACGUGCCCCCUGAAGAUCAUCAAUGUUACAUGCAACCUGUGAAGAGAUCGAGUAAAGAGGACGACGACGAUACGGGUUUGCUCGAUGCCGAUGAUGAUAACGAUUCAUCUGAGAGUGCAUACAAUCAACUCCUCUUUUUCGAUUUCGAAUGCCGUCAAGAAAACGAGACGCAUGAACCCAAUUUGUGUAUCGUACACAACGAGGCGGGGGACGAAUGGGUAUUUCAAGGAGAUAAGACGAGAGACGAGUUUUGCGAGUGGCUCUUUACGAACGAACACGCAAACUGUAUCGUGAUGGCGCAUAAUUUCCAGGGUUAUGAUGGAUACUUUAUUCAAAAGUACCUGCACAAGAACGGUAUCGUUCCUGAAGUGAUUACGCGUGGGGCAAAGAUACUCACGUUAGAGGUUCCCGUCUUCAACAUGAAAUUCAUCGAUUCGUUGAACUUUUUACCGAUGCCGCUUGCUGCUUUUCCGAAAACCUUUGGCCUGAACGAACUGGCAAAAGGGUAUUUCCCACAUUUCUUCAACAAGAAAGAAAACGAGCACUACAUCGGCCCUAUACUUCCCAGUUCCUACAACAAUCCCGACGGUAUGAGUCCGGACGGCGAGAAAGCAUUUAUGACAUGGCACAACAACCUGAAAGAGAAUAAUUACGUUAUAACGAACAUUGAUCCGUUCGACCAGUGUUUGACCAUUGCAUCCGCGUGUAAUCUUGUGUACCGAACCAAUUUCCUCAAGGAAGACACGAUUGCCAUCAUUCCACCACACGGCUAUCAUCCCAAAGACAAACAUUCCAUUCUGGCCUUGAAAUGGUUACCCUAUUACUCCGAAAAGAAUGAGGCAUACAUCCAGCAUGCUCGUAAUGCUGGCGAGAAACGUGUGGAUAAGUAUUUGUUGGACGGUUACGACCUGGAAACGAGUACGGCUUACGAGAUUCAUGGAUGCUUUUGGCACGGAUGUUUGAAGUGUUAUGCCCGAGAUACCGUCAAUCCCGUGAAUGGAAAAUCGAUGCACGAUUUGCAUCAGGCCACGGUGGAGAAAGUCAACUACCUUGAGAACAAGGGGUACACCGUGGUUCAGGAAUGGGAAUGCGAUAUCAAACGAGAAUUGGGACGUAAUGAAGAGAUGAAACGGUACUUUGAUCAUUACGAAGUGAUUGACCCUUUGCAACCUCGCGACGCCUUCUUUGGUGGUAGAACCAACGCCGCCCAAUUAUUCCACAAAUGUGAAGAAGAUGAGAAGAUCAGAUAUUUAGAUUACACUUCAUUAUAUCCUUUUUGUAAUGCGAUGAUGCGAACGGUUGUUGGCCAUCCUCGAAUCAUUAGGGAGAAUUUCGAUCAAGACGUCUCCAAUUACUUUGGCUUGAUUAAAUGCACCGUGCUUCCACCGCGGGGUCUUUUCCAUCCCGUUCUUUCUUACCGUACCCAAGACAAGUUGAUGUUUCCCUUGUGCAAGACGUGUGCAGACACGUGUCAGCAGACUCCUUGUGCCCAUACCGACGACGAAAGAGCGAUUCGUGGAACGUGGUGCCACGUGGAAUUGCAAAAAGCGUUGGAGAAAGGGUACCGUAUCCUGCAGCUGCACGAAGUAUGGCAUUGGUCCGAGACCUCAGACGAAUUGUUCAAGGACUACAUCUACACGUUCCUAAAGAUUAAGCAAGAGGCAAGUGGGUAUCCCAAGGAGUGUGUGACGGAAGAGCAGAAACAACGAUACGUCGCAGAGUACUUGGAACAUCAAGGAAUUCAAUUGGAUCCUGGUAAAAUCGAGUACAACCCUGGUUUGCGUGCGCUGGCAAAGUUGAUGUUAAACUCGUUUUGGGGCAAAUUCGCGCAACGAACCAACAUGACUAAAACGGAAUUGAUCAAGGAUCCGCAAGUGUAUUAUGAUUACUUGAGCUCGGACGAGAUGCCCCGAAUUCUAGGACCAACGUCGUCAUCGCCGCCUUUACGACCGCUCAAAUUGUACGAUCUGUUGGACAUGUUACAAGAACGAGCCUUGUAUUACGACACGGAUUCGGUGAUAUUCGUAAGCAAACCUGAUGCACUUGAACCUUCGUUGGGUCCAUACCUCAGUGAAUUGACAGACGAAUUGAAAGGAGAGCAUAUUACGACGUUCAUAUCGUACCAGUACGAACAAGAUCGAGACAAAGAUACGAGGAAUUACCCUGGAUUGUACGGCAAGGCAAAAAAUAAAUUUUGA
Dendronephthya gigantea is the source of this 2223-nucleotide messenger RNA. RefSeq lists its product as uncharacterized. The transcript has 5 exons. NCBI's taxonomy places the organism in Eukaryota, Metazoa, Cnidaria, Anthozoa, Malacalcyonacea, Nephtheidae. Gene Ontology annotation, molecular function: DNA-directed DNA polymerase activity; nucleotide binding; DNA binding. Bases 1 to 2223 code for a protein of 740 amino acids. The record is from RefSeq and is a predicted model, not a curated record. Gene Ontology annotation, biological process: DNA replication.